Molecule: messenger RNA, 879 nt
Organism: Manihot esculenta (cassava)
Lineage: Eukaryota; Viridiplantae; Streptophyta; Magnoliopsida; Malpighiales; Euphorbiaceae
Exons: 2
Coding region: 352-774 (140 amino acids)
Source: RefSeq, a predicted model, not a curated record
CCUAACCAAUAACUACAUUUCUCUCUCAAGCCUCAACACCUUGCCCGCCCCUUCCCAUUCCUCUUCCCCUUCCCUGUUCUCUCUGUGAGGCUGUCAGGCGUUAUCCGCUUGUCCCUCUAGUCCAGCCGCGGGCCUGACGCCGAUCGUCCCUCUGCGCUUCACGCUGUCAACAUCGUGUUCGUGGUUGCCGUCUUCACUCACCUCCGCCGAUCCCUCUGGUCCCACUUGCUACGUCCGCUAGUCCAGUCUUUUCGCCGUCCGGUGCUGCUCCUUGCAGCUGGUCCUCGUCCUCAGUCACGCUGCUACUCGCUACUCUCGUUCAAGUUCUCAGUCACUGCAGGUUGCUUAAAUAUGCCCAAAAAGAAUUCUUCAAAGGUAACUUUGCAAGCAGAAGAAUGUACUGUGGUAGAGCCGCAAAAACCCAGUUCAACUCCGAAGAAACCCAAAUCCAGCAAUGAGAUCGAUGAAAUUUUCUCUGGGAAGAAGAGGAAAAAUCCUGAAAAACAAAAGAAUGAUGAGGCAAAAGAAACUGAAACUAAUAAACCAAAAUCGUUGAAGAAGAAAAAGAAGAAGUCUAAAGAAGGUAAAGAGGAAAGGCUUAGAGACCAGAAAUCUAAAGAAGGUAAAAAGGAAAGGCUUACGGACCCACCUUCUAAACAUCGAAAGAGAACUGAGGAUGGGCUCAAUAUCUAUACUGAAGAGGAAUUGGGUAUUAGUUCCUCCAAUGCUGGUGGUACACCACUUUGCCCAUUUGAUUGUGAGUGUUGCUUUUGAUUAUUUUCAUCAAUGGAGAAACUGCCUGGUUAAUGGACUACCUAGAUUUCAAUACAAGCUUUUGAUUCUCAUUUUGAUUAUGGCAUUCUGGUUUGUUCUUUUCAA